AUGGCCAUACUUCAAGUUGCUAAUGUGCUUCUUCUCCUCGCAUCACUCUUCUCCUUACCUGCAUUGCACGCCGUCGAUUUCCAGUACUGCAACGAAAUCUUUUCGACUGAUGGAGACAUUGGAUACAAAUACGGCAACAUCAGUCGCGUCGAGAUCUAUCCGAACCCGGUUGGGCCUCAAGAUGACCUAGCCUUUUGGAUAUUAGGUUCUUCAAAUAGUGAAAGCAGUAGAAUUGAAAUAGGGCUUGUAUCAGUAAGAGACGCCGAUGGACCUCUAAGACUGUACACCUUUGAAGAAACCGGUGUAGGGCCUGCAGGCUCAACUAUUAUUGAACCUGGCACAACCUUUGCGUUGACUCUUCUCAAAGUUCCUCAUCGUAGACCCGAGGUAACUCUCCCAACACUUUGA
Molecule: messenger RNA, 408 nt
Organism: Microthlaspi erraticum
Lineage: Eukaryota; Viridiplantae; Streptophyta; Magnoliopsida; Brassicales; Brassicaceae
Source: the annotation of a GenBank genome assembly